Melopsittacus undulatus (budgerigar) is the source of this 755-nucleotide messenger RNA. RefSeq names its product cortexin 2 (gene CTXN2). The record is from RefSeq and is a predicted model, not a curated record. Bases 364 to 612 code for a protein of 82 amino acids. The transcript is spliced from 3 exons. NCBI's taxonomy places the organism in Eukaryota, Metazoa, Chordata, Aves, Psittaciformes, Psittaculidae.
GCCUGGGCUCCCGAUCGCCGGCGAACCGGGCCCGGAGCCGCGGGAAGCUCCGCGCACAGCCACCAUGGACAGCAGCGCGGCCGCGAAGGACACGGUCAGGUUUGCUGUCUUUCACACACGAGCCUGGGACUGAAGCUAUUUCAAGUACCUUCAGAAUGACCAUGCACCAGCAGCUGGGCUGCAGACAUCCAAGGGGAGAACAGAUGGCCACUCAUUCGGUCCAUUUUGUUAUAUGCUAUCGUUUAUGAAGUGAGCUUUCAGCCACCUGAAGAUGCCAAGAGGAUGAACGCUUUCAGCUCAAGCAGACAUUUAAGGCAAAGAAGCAAUAGAGGUGAAAAUCCCACAGAGUCACCAUGAUGCCCAAUGAUGAGCAGUAAUUACUGCAGCAACAGUUCAGCCAGCAUGAGUGUCAAUGAAAUGUCUGCCUUCUCUCUGACUUUAGAACAAAAAACUGGCUUUGCCUUUGUGGGGAUCUUGUGUGUUUUCUUGGGACUUCUAAUUAUCAGAUGCUUCAAAAUUCUGUUAGACCCCUACAGUAGUAUGCCUUCAUCUACAUGGGAAGAUGAAGUUGAGGGGUUGGAUAAAGGAACAUUUGAUUAUGCACUUGCAUGAAAACUCACAGAAUAUCCUGCCUUAUAUUUGAUGUUGAUUUCAUUUUGGAAACCAACUGUUGUUACAUUUGUUAUACAUACCUGCAUUUUGGAGAUAUGUUGGUGCCAUCCAUUUUGUUAAAUAAAUUUGUUGCAGACUCAAAA